Pieris macdunnoughi is the source of this 1746-nucleotide messenger RNA. The record is from the annotation of a GenBank genome assembly. Lineage: Eukaryota; Metazoa; Arthropoda; Insecta; Lepidoptera; Pieridae.
AUGGCUGAUAUCGAAGAAUACAAACAUCAGGAAUCGGAUAUCCAUGAGGAAGAAGGUGAUCAAGUGAUUGGCAGACUUAACUUGCAGAUCAACCAUAAACAUAUAAAAGAUCUAAUUGAUAUAGAAGAUUUUUCAGAAAAGCCAUCGCCGGCUAGCAAAGGUCCACACGGUGUGCAAGUGGUGAACACAGGUCCGGACCAUACAUUCGUUCUGGAUGAAGAUGCUUUAGCCGAGUUGCUGCUGCAGGAUGACAUCAAGGACAGAUCCGUUGUCGUCAUAUCUGUGGCUGGCGCUUUUAGGAAGGGCAAAUCUUUCUUAUUAGACUUCUUUCUACGGUAUAUGCACCACAAGUAUGGUUCCGGCGGCGGUGGGGAUUGGCUGGGGUCUGACGAUGAACCCCUCGGCGGGUUUAGCUGGCGAGGCGGCUCCGAACGGGAUACCACCGGCAUACUCAUGUGGUCUGAGAUUUUCAAAGCCACGCUGGAUGAUGGCGAGGAGGUAGCAAUAAUCCUUUUGGACACACAAGGUGCAUUCGACAGCGAAUCCACAGUACGGGACUGUGCAACUGUAUUCGCUUUGUCCACAAUGUUGUCCUCCGUACAGAUAUACAACCUUUCGCAGAAUAUACAAGAGGACGACCUACAACAUUUACAAUUAUUUACGGAAUACGGACGAUUGGCCCUGGAAGAUGGUGGUAGGACUCCGUUCCAAAGACUUCAGUUCGUUGUACGAGACUGGAGUUUCCCUUACGAAGCGCCCUAUGGGGCCAGCGGAGGACAGGCUAUUCUCUCCAGAAGACUUAAGGUAUCGGACAAGCAGCAUCCGGAGCUGCAAUCUCUGCGCAAACACAUCACAUCCUGCUUCGGCGAGAUCGGAUGCUUCCUCAUGCCGCAUCCGGGACUGAGGGUCGCUACUAGUCCCACUUUUGAUGGACGACUUUCUGACAUCGAGGUGGAAUUCAAGCGUGCUCUACAGCAGUUGGUGCCGAUGCUGCUGGCUCCGGACAACCUUGUGGUGAAAGAGAUCAACGGCCAACGAGUAAGGUCCAAAGACCUUCUACUCUACUUCAAAGCUUACAUGAACAUUUACAAAGGCAACGACUUGCCGGAACCGAAAAGCAUGCUCGUGGCAACAGCCGAAGCGAACAAUCUGACAGCUGUCGCAGAAGCGCGUGAUGUAUACACGACCCUAAUGGAGGAGAUAUGCGGUGGGGCGAAGCCCUACCUCCAGGCCCAAUUAUUGGAGGCCGAGCACAAGCGGAUUCGGGAUAAGGCGCUUCACGCGUUCAGAGCCAAGAGGAAAAUGGGGGGAGACGAGUUCAGUCAGGCUUAUUGUCAGCAGCUUACGCAGGACCUGGAAGACCAAUUCCAACAAUUUCGGGCUCACAACGAGAGCAAAAACAUAUUUAAGGCCGCGCGUACGCCGUCCGUGUUCUUUGCGAUCGCGCUCACCUUUUACGUCCUCAGCGGAGUCCUAGGGCUCGUCGGGCUCUACCCUGUGGCCAAUCUCUGCAAUCUGUGCAUGGGAAUGGCUCUGCUGACGCUGGUCCUUUGGGCGUAUAUCAGGUACAGUGGUGAAAUGAGAGAACUGGGCGUGACGAUAGACGAAGCCGCCAAUUGGCUGUGGGAUAACGUCAUAAAGCCGGUGUAUCAAGCCGGCCUAGAGAAAGGCAUGGAGCAAGCCGCGGCGGCGGCCGCCGAAAGAGUCUCCGCGCCCACCGCCAACGGGAAGCACAAACAGUUGUGA